UCUGGACUGGAGCUACUCGCACCCUACCGGAUACGUAGGUCUACUUUAUCAUGGGUUGGACCAGAGCACAGGUCGCGCAGGCAUUCACUGCCAAUGGCCUCACUCGAGACUUCCGCCAUCUGCUGCCCAUUCCUCGCGCGUUGGCCAUUCGCCGAACCUGGCACGAGAAUCCCCUCAAUGUAGUCAAGCCGAAGGAACGCAUCAAGUACUGGAACAUCGUCCCCGGCGACCAGGUUCGCAUACGCGGUGACCCCCACGGCACGCUGUACGAAGUGAACAUGAUCAACAGGCUCACGAACAGGGUGCUGUUGAGGACGGAGUCGGACAAGGGUGAAAACCCCGAGGACCAGAAGAAGGGCAAGAAUGUGGCUUAUUCUAGAUGCCAGCUUUUCGUCGGCCAGCACGAGUUCCCGCCUGAGCUCGGCUCCACGGAACGAAAGUCGCUGCCCGUGUUUGCAAGGCGGAUCACCACUUCGGGUCACUACUAUUCACGGCUGCUCCAUGGACACACCUGGAAGCGCUGGGCCGUCAGUACAAUCCCGCAAUUGCCACACCUGAAUAUUGGAGAGAAUGAACGUGUGAAAAUUCCGUGGCCGAAGCGGGAUCCGCGUCUUCACCCGAGAGCUGGACCUCAGGACACGCCAGACCAUACGGCGAAGGAAGUUACGUACUCGGAGCCAAGGCUCCCGAUAUUUAGCGACCCCACUAAUCGUCAGCCUGUGCUUGCAUCUGAAGACGACUACAUCAGACUGAUCAGCAAGCCCGGCGACUCUUCGGACUUCAACGACCAACCGGUAGAACUCUUCUUGGGGAAGGAGCUCGCAAACCCGCAUUCGCGCGCGAAGAAGCAGGCACGCUGGCAGGCACGCAAGGAGUACACGCGGGCGCUGCUGGACCAGUUCAUCGCGGCGGAGAUCAAAAUCCUGCAGGGCAGGACGCGGCGUGAGGCACGGGCAGAGGCGACGUGGAAGUGGCGACACCAUCUGGAGGAGGAGCGCAAGGCGGAGACGAAGCGGCGAUGGAGGGACCGGGGCGGCGAGGCGCGCCUCGUGCGCAAGCAGGCGAGGAAGGAACGCAAGGACCAAAAACAGCGAGAACGGUUGCGGAACCUCGUUUUGGAGGAGGGGCCGAACCAGAUCAUCCCGGGUGCACCGAGUCCUGCCGCAUGAUGAGGGUACGCCCCCGGUCGGUGCUUCGGAAAGAGUGGCGUGUAAAAGUAUGCUGGUCUCCAAGUUUCUCCUCUCAGUGUACGUCACGAUCCACUUUAAUGACUCAUGUGAACAUUUAAUGUUAUUGAUACAGCUCUGAUGAGCGAUCUGGUGAGAGA
This is a messenger RNA of Laetiporus sulphureus 93-53, 1327 nucleotides long. RefSeq lists its product as uncharacterized. The record is from RefSeq and is a predicted model, not a curated record. The coding region runs from base 51 to 1169 and encodes 372 amino acids. Lineage: Eukaryota; Fungi; Basidiomycota; Agaricomycetes; Polyporales; Laetiporaceae. The transcript is spliced from 4 exons.